Molecule: messenger RNA, 1335 nt
Organism: Magallana angulata
Lineage: Eukaryota; Metazoa; Mollusca; Bivalvia; Ostreida; Ostreidae
Product: kappa-type opioid receptor-like
Exons: 2
Coding region: 11-1063 (350 amino acids)
Biological process (GO): G protein-coupled receptor signaling pathway
Cellular component (GO): membrane
Molecular function (GO): G protein-coupled receptor activity
Source: RefSeq, a predicted model, not a curated record
ACAAGUUAACAUGGAUAACGGUACAAUUUUAUCGGACAAACUUGACAAAUGGAACAGUGACCUAGCCAGACGACUGACUCCUAACAAUGUCAUCCUUUCACUGUACAUCGCUAUAGGUCUGCUAGGAAACUCCACAGUGAUUCUGAUCUACGGCUUCAAAAUUAAAGGAAACAAAGAAGAUAGAUAUUUCAUCCCAUUUCUUGCAUUUGCCGACCUAUCAGCUUCCAUCUAUAACAAAACAUUUUGCUCAAUCUUUUUACUCUUGAUUAUUGCCAUUCAUCGAUAUUUAAAGAUUUGCAGACCGCAAAGAAAACAAAUGACAUUGAAAUGGAAACGUUUUGCUAUGUGCCUGGUUUUGAUUAUAGCAUUUGCUCUCUCGGCUCCAAUGUCCUAUUUCUAUGGUUCAGUCUCUUUUAAAAACGAAAAAGAAAACAUCGUUGGACUUAGAUGUAGUAGAUUGAAAACCGCCCAUAAAUUAGCAUCGCAGAUAUUUGGAGGCAUCGCUGUACUCACUAUUAUUAUAGUUAUAUUUUCCUUCAUUUGUUUGUACUUGAGGAUAGGAUAUACCAUUAUCAAACACUUUAAAUACAGCAAGACACAGAAAACUUACAACAACACAGAGAAACCAAGACAGAACAACAAAAGGAAAGGUGUAAAUUCAUGUAGUAAUGGACGCCUGAGAAAUAUGGACACUGAGCUAAAAUCCUUGAGUAGCAACGAAGAAAUACUUGCAGGAAGCAGACCUGGAGAUGCAAAACAAAGCGUGUUCAUGACAUGUGCAAAGCGAAGAAAGCAGAACAGGAGAGUUGUGCACAAAAUUACUCUUGUCUUUAUGCGAAUAACUGUUAUCUUUCUAAUUUGUUAUAUUCCAAAAGUAAUAAUCAUGUUGUUAGAAGCGAGAAAUGCUAGAUUCUGGGAGGAGUUUUCAGAUUCAGGUAGAGCUGGUGUUCUUUUCCUGUACAGAUUUUUCAUAAUCAAUAACAUCAUAAAUCCAGUUAUUUAUGCGUUCAUGGACAAAAAGUUCUCGAGAAAAGUAAAAUUGUUUUGCAAAAUAUGUUCAUAAUAACUCUUACCCUUUAUUAGUCCCCUACCGGUUUUCACCGGAGGGGACUAAAGCUUUCCUCUGCGUCCGUCAGUCCUUCUGUCUGUCUGUCCGUCCGUCCGUCUGUCUGUCCUACUUCAGUUUUCCACACUUUUUUUCUUUAUGCGUUUGAGGAAUAAUAUGAAAUUUGCUGAACAGCUUCAAAAUGUCAAACUACAGAUCAAGUUUACAUUUUUGUAGCGUCUGGUUGACAUAUUUUCCAGAAAAUAAUUUAUUAUAUUCCAAUUUUUUAA